AUGGAAGCUAACCAGCAAGCCAUAAAUCCAUCUGGUCUUCAUCCCGAGCUAGUGCACGACACAGAACAGGCCAAUAUCGGAGGCCUUGCUGAUGUCGGGAUUUUUCUCGUCGAACGAGAGCUAUCUCCUGAUACCAGCAUCGACCUGGUAGGAGAUGGCGCCGAUCCAGUCGCUGCCCCAGCCCCUGCGGGCGCAGCCGACGCGUCCGGCGACACGGCAAGACUCCUUCAGAAACGCGUCCUAGACCUCAACCGCGAGGCGGCGAGCUUGCUGGAGCAGCACAGCUCGGGCACCUCGAAGCGUAUGAUCGAGUUCAUCUAG
Messenger RNA from Aspergillus pseudonomiae, 321 nucleotides. RefSeq lists its product as uncharacterized. NCBI's taxonomy places the organism in Eukaryota, Fungi, Ascomycota, Eurotiomycetes, Eurotiales, Aspergillaceae. The transcript is spliced from 2 exons. The record is from RefSeq and is a predicted model, not a curated record. Bases 1 to 321 code for a protein of 106 amino acids.